AUGAAGCGCAAAGUUGGCGCUCUCGAGAAAAUCGAGGCAGAUCAUGCUGCACUCCGCUACAAGCUCAAGCGCGACCCUCAGAGCUACCGUGACGACUUCAACAACCAGUACCAGCAGUACGAGACGCUGCGGGAUCUGUUCCUUCAAAACCCCUCUGCCACAGACUCCGGCCUCGUUGCGCUCAAGGACUUGAUUGAGUUUAUAUCGCAUGUGGCCGACCGCUACCCCGACCUCACCUCCAAAUUUCCCGGCGAGUUGGCCCAGAUUUUGCUGCAACAUCAUGAAGUACUCGAGUACGAUCUGCGAGACAAGAUUGUUGGUAGUAUAGUGCUGCUAAGGAACAAGGAUGUCAUCGACUCGACCGUGCUCUUGAACACGCUCUUCCCCAUCCUCGUCUCCACACCGAGCAAAUCGCUUCGCCAGCUACUCUUCACCAAGAUCCUCUCCGACCUGCGAUCCUCCAAUGUCAAAGCCACGAACCACAAGCUAAACCGCACUAUCCAAACCGUCCUGUACAACUUGCUCGAGUCGGACAAGCAGUCACCGAAAGGAAUAUGGGCAGUCAAGAUUGCGCGAGAGAUGUGGAAGAGGCAGAUAUGGACAGAUGCGCGAGCAGUCGAGGUCAUGCGACUAGCUGCGCUCAGCGAUAACGAGAAGGUCAUAACUGGUGGAGUCCGCUUCUUCCUUGGGGGUGACAAGGAGCGUGAGGAGGCGGCUGAAGACAGCGAUGACGACGAGGACGUCGACAUUGCACGAUUACGCCACCAGGUCGGCAUCAACAAGAAGUCCAAGAAGAACCAGAGGGAUCUUAGGAAGGCAUCUAUUGCCGUCAAGAAGAAGCAACACAAGAAGAAUGCGCCACAUCCACUGAACUUCUCUGCGCUGCAUUUGCUUCACGACCCACAGGGAUUUGCUGAACAGCUCUUCUCGAAGCACGUCCAAAAUUCCAAGUCGAAGCUCCAGCUGGAAUCCAAACUUCUUGUGCUGCAGCUUGUCUCACGACUUGUUGGUCUGCAUAAGCUCACCGUCCUUUCGCUCUACUCGUUCUUCCUCAAGCACCUCACUCCACGACAAGCAUCCGUUACCAGCUACCUUGCGUGUCUUGCACAGGCAACCCACAACUAUGUACCUCCCGAUGUUCUCGAGCCGCUAGUCCAGAAGAUUGCGAAUGAGUUCGUCUCGGAAGCUUCAGCAUCCGAGGUGGCAGCAGCAGGUCUCAACGCUAUCCGAGAGAUUUGUGUACGCCAGCCGCUGGCAAUGACUGAUACACUCUUGCAAGAUUUGGUACAAUACCGCAAGUCUAAGGAUAAGGGUACAAUGAUGGCGGCCAAGGGUCUUCUGUCGCUCUACCGAGAGGUCGGUGCAGACCUCCUUCACAAGCGUGAUCGGGGCAAGGACGCAGCCAUGGGCAUCCGAGCAGGCACGAUCAAGGAGCGGAGAUAUGGUGAAGAAGCAGUCGGUGAGGUCGAGGGUAUCGAACUGCUCGAGAAGUGGAAAGAGGAGGAACGCCGCAAGAAGCGUGAAGCAGCUGGUCUUGACCCUGACGCUGAUGACGGCGAGGAACCCGACGAGACCGAAGACUGGAAAGCCUGGGACGUCGAAUCCGACGAAGAAAGCGACGACUCAGGCGGCUGGAUCAACGUCGAGUCCGAUGGCGAAGACAUCCAGAUCAGCGACUCAGAAGACGAGAAAGACAAGUCCAAAGCCAAAGCCAAACAACCUCCUGCCAAGAAACGCAAACUCAGCAACGCCACCACCGACGCCGCGGACGACAAGAAGAGCGAAGAGCCCGAAAUCAAGUCCAUAUCCAAACUCCUCACAACCACCAUUCUCACCCCCGCCGACCUCAAACAGCUCCGCGCCCUACAAGAAGCCUCCGCCAUCUCCUCCUCCCUUCCCUCGCACAAGCGCGCGCAACUCCUCGCCGCCCGCCACGCCGACGAAGCCAUCACGGCCGAGACCAUCGAAGCCGCCGCCAGCCUCGGCAAGAAGAACACCAAGGAGGAGAAAAUCGCCAUGGCCAAGGGCGACCGCGAGACCAACCACCAGUCCACGACGGCCAAGCGCAAGGAGAAGAAGAUCGCAGAGGGCAAGAGUACGACGAACAAGGAGAAGGCGCGCAAGAAGAAUUUCCUCAUGACCCUGAGUAAGGCGAAGAGUAAGAAUAAGAGGACGUCUGACGGAUGUUAA
This is a messenger RNA of Parastagonospora nodorum SN15, 2190 nucleotides long. RefSeq lists its product as hypothetical. Gene Ontology annotation, biological process: ribosomal large subunit export from nucleus; ribosomal large subunit biogenesis. The record is from RefSeq and is a predicted model, not a curated record. The coding region runs from base 1 to 2190 and encodes 729 amino acids. The transcript has a single exon. NCBI's taxonomy places the organism in Eukaryota, Fungi, Ascomycota, Dothideomycetes, Pleosporales, Phaeosphaeriaceae. Gene Ontology annotation, cellular component: nucleolus.